AAAAGAAAAAAAAAAACCUCCCGCCAUAGUUGCAUUUGGUGACAUGUUGCGUAGAAACAAAGACCUGCUACCAAAGCCAAAAUCUUUAGUAAUCUUCACAGUUAUGUCUUCCUUCACACCCCAAUGGGUAGUUGCAGAAUCGCUUGAGGAGAAAAAGUACAGAGAAAAGGACAAGAAGAAGAAGAAGCUUGCAUUGUUUUAAUUAAUUAUUUAUUUUUUCUGUGACGAGAAACGAUGAAAGGCAAAAUGAAGAGUUCCAAACUGAAGUUGGGGAUACCUGCACUUUCCUUCCUUUGCUCCCUUUUCUUCGUUGCUGGCUUCUUUGUAUCUCCUCUCCUAUUUCAGGAUUUGGACGAUGUGGGAUCAAAGUCAAGAAUACUCCAAGAAUCUGAGAAGAAAGUAUGUGAACCUGUUGAGCAUGGUGAAUCUGGGGAAUCCUUUUUUGAUUCAAUCCCUUUUCAGAUUUUAAGUUGGAGACCACGGGCACUUUACUUUCCAAACUUCACUAGUGUGGAAGCAUGUGGGCAAAUAAUUGAAAUGGCAAAGCCAAAACUUGAACCAUCAAAACUGGCUUUGCGGACAGGAGAAACUGCUGAGAGCACAAAAGACACUAGAACAAGUUCAGGCACAUUUAUCAGCGCAUCAGGAGACAAAUCUGGCAUCUUAGACAUGUUAGAGAGGAAAAUUGCUAAAGUUACAAUGAUUCCAAGGAGCCAUGGGGAAAAAUUCAAUAUAUUGAAGUAUGAGGUUGGCCAGAAAUAUGAUUCUCAUUAUGAUGCGUUCAACCCAGAUGAAUACGGCACUGUUAAGAGCCAAAGGAUGGCUUCCUUUCUGUUAUACCUAUCAAAUGUUGAAGCUGGAGGAGAAACAAUGUUCCCUUAUGAGGGUGGUCUGCAUAUUGAUACGGAUUAUGAUUACCGAAAAUGCAUUGGUUUGAAGGUUAAACCACGACAGGGCGAUGGACUUUUAUUUUAUUCACUGUUAGCAAACGGGGAAAUUGAUAAGACUUCUCUACAUGGAAGUUGUCCGGUGAUUAAGGGAGAGAAAUGGGUGGCAACAAAGUGGAUUGAUGAUAAAGAGCAGUGAAAUACUAUGAUCUAAAUAUUGCGUAAAUUGGGUAUUGAAAUUCAUAUCUUCUAAAUUUUUCAAUAUUUGUAUUUUAAUAUUUAAUGAAUAUUAUAAUUUGGUCAUAGUUAUGUUACUUUUGAAUAAAAAUAUUGUUUAUGUACACUAA
Messenger RNA from Vigna unguiculata (cowpea), 1234 nucleotides. Its product is annotated as putative prolyl 4-hydroxylase 9. Gene Ontology annotation, cellular component: endoplasmic reticulum. NCBI's taxonomy places the organism in Eukaryota, Viridiplantae, Streptophyta, Magnoliopsida, Fabales, Fabaceae. Gene Ontology annotation, molecular function: L-ascorbic acid binding; iron ion binding; procollagen-proline 4-dioxygenase activity. The record is from RefSeq and is a predicted model, not a curated record. Gene Ontology annotation, biological process: peptidyl-proline hydroxylation to 4-hydroxy-L-proline.